ACACUCGUGGUCUUAUUCCGUAGCACAAAGUGUUUCAAAAUGACUGAGGAAUCUAGCAGCGACUCUACAUUCGAAUUCGUAGAAAAGAAAGCAGAUGAAUUUUCUUUUGCUAAAGAAACUACAAAAACUGAAUCACUGACCAGCGUAUCAUCAUCUGCAUCAAUUAAUCUGCCUACUACCAUAUCCACAUCAAUUGGAAGUUUACUUUCAAAUGUUGCACCGCCUUCAUCGUUGCCCAGCUUUAUUAUAAAUUCUACGCCCAUAUCAUCUGAGUCUAGUACACAAAAUCAAGUCACUAGAAUCAUAAAUAAUAAUGAACAGGAUGAUUCUACAAAAAGGCCAAAUCAGUUAAAUACUACAGGAGCUGAAGUACACGAAAAUCAACAAGGGACUUACUAUUCUGCUGCUUUUUCCCCUGCAAUUCCACCAAUUGAAUCGUCUGAAGUGCCUUUGAUAUUGGAAAAUAGUCUACAGGAUUUGAGCAGUGUCAGUGGAGGAUUACUUUCAUGGGUAAAGGAAACUGUUACAAACAACAGUGUAUUAAACAAAGUUGCUGAAAAGGCGAAGAGUAGUGUUAAUUCCAUGAUCACAACUUUGGAUCCACAAAUGCGAGAAUUUAUUUAUUCUGGUGGGGAUGUGGAUAUUAUUGUUGCUUCUGAUAAAGAUGUAAAAGUCAGUCCCAUUCGUGAAGCAUUCCAAGAUGUUUUCGGUAAAGCAACAGUAACAGGACUAUCGGUAAACGCUGAAUCUGUAGCUGCUCAACCUGUAGGUUUCGCAGCUGGUGUAAAAGGAGCAGAGGAAAGAAUUAAUUCGUUACGUAAUAAUUCGGUAUUGCCGAAAGAUAUCGCCAUAAUUGCAUUAGAAAAUUUCAUAGUAGAAAUUGGUGAAGAUAAAUGGUAUGAUUUGGGAGUGCUUGUUCUCAAUGAUCCUAAACAUAACGUCAAUCUGCAAUCAUUUACUCAAAUGACUCCAGUCCCGAGUCAAAUUGUUGGACUGGCACAACAAAGCACACCUGAAGAUUAUUCUCUAAAGAAGUCUGGUCUGGCUGUAACAAUUGGCAGUCUAAUGGCGAAUAAUUUACAGGUUUCUCACAAUCAAUGGCACCAUGCACUGACAGGUAUUUCUCGGAGAGAUAUGGUACUUUUGGCAGCGCAGUCUCUGGCUGGAAUAUACAAAAACACGAUAAAUUCCGAUUAAUGUAUCAAAGAAAAAUUUGAACUAAAUUGUUUAAAAAAUGUAUGUAAUAACGUUGUAAAUACAACUAACAUUUUACUUUAUUAACAAGUGGUGUAACAUUGUUUACUGAUUACUAACAAAGAGUAACAAUGGAAAACAAAAGAAUUAUUUUAUAUACUUAUUGAUUCUUGAAACAAUAUGUACUUUUGUAGUCGACCGAUGGCAAUUAUGGUUAUGUAUUAAAUAUAUUUUCUAUAUUUUAAAUUUUGUUAUUGAUAAAUUGUAACUCAGAAUCGAUAAGAUAUUUGUAUAUUAGAUAGUAAAACGAAACAUAAAAUUUAAAUGCAUCUCGUUGCAAUGUAAUGGGAGACAUACAGAAUAAAUGCAUAGAAAAAUGCUGUAAAA
This is a messenger RNA of Cephus cinctus (wheat stem sawfly), 1581 nucleotides long. RefSeq names its product protein PRRC1. NCBI's taxonomy places the organism in Eukaryota, Metazoa, Arthropoda, Insecta, Hymenoptera, Cephidae. Gene Ontology annotation, molecular function: protein kinase A regulatory subunit binding. The transcript has 6 exons. The coding region runs from base 40 to 1197 and encodes 385 amino acids. Gene Ontology annotation, cellular component: cytoplasm. The record is from RefSeq and is a predicted model, not a curated record. Gene Ontology annotation, biological process: activation of protein kinase A activity.